Arabidopsis lyrata subsp. lyrata is the source of this 1287-nucleotide messenger RNA. Its product is annotated as putative F-box protein At5g62060. NCBI's taxonomy places the organism in Eukaryota, Viridiplantae, Streptophyta, Magnoliopsida, Brassicales, Brassicaceae. The record is from RefSeq and is a predicted model, not a curated record.
UUCAACUUCAUAAGUUCUUUUUUGUUCUUGUUUGAUUAUAAGACAACGGCCACACUAAUACAAAUCAGUAUACUACAAAUUAACUUUUAUAAAUAAUUAAUCGUUAUAGAAGUAGCUAGUUAUUAAAUUUCUCUUACGAGAUGGAGAGGGGUUUGGAGAAUAUGGCGAAUCUCGGGUGUUACGAGUGGUGGUGAGAUCAUCAAUUAAUAUUCCUUUCUCAUCAAGCUACGAAACUGCAAACGAAUUGAAUCAAGAUGAAGAGAAACAGAACACACAAGCCUCAAGUUUCAAUGUGAGGCGCAUCGAUCCAAGGCUUGCGCGCCUACCGGAUUUGCUGACUCGAAGCUUGCCUACCGGAAAAUACCAAAUUGAUCUCUCAUUGUUUCGUUAAUGAUUUUCCUUUAAUGUGGGUUAAGACUUGAGAUUUUAAUGUCUAAAACCUAAUGGGCCAUGAAAUUGGGCUGCUUAGCUUAUAAACUCUUUUGUAUUGCCAAUAUAUAGAAAAUAUCCAGAAAACAAAUGUCAUAAACCCCAAAAAAAAAAGUAAAAAAAAUGUUAUUUGUAUUGCUAGUACUAGGUUUAGUAUGUGUUUUUCUUCGUUCAAGAUUCAUAAAAUAGAAAACUGACAGCAUGAAGAGAGGACGCCAAGAGAAGAAGAGCUCACGAUCUCCAAAACGACAACAUUACAGCAAAAUCUCCGACAUAGAAAAGUCAAACGGUAUCCAUAUCCCUUUCGAUUUAAUAACCGAUAUACUCUCGAGACUCCCUGUUAAGUCACUUGUAAAAUACGAUAGAUGGAGCAACUCGUGUGAUGGAUUGUUCGGGUAUGAUCCAGUCGAGAAACAAGUUUUCACAUUAGUGGGAGGUCCAAUGAAGCAGCAAGGGAGGAACCUUGACUUACAAGGCAUUUGGAAUCACUCUCCAGAAGCAAGGAGUACUGGUUUAUGCAUCAAUGAGUUUAUCUAUUACAUAGCUUAUGUAGAAAGGUUUACAAAGCAUCCGGAAUUCUAUGAAUUAGUGAGGUUCGACGUUAGACACGAAAGAUUUGAUCGUAUUCAGAUGCCCAUAACUCUGCAGAUGAAUUAUCAGCUCAGUGAAGUGAGUUUCGAUGAAUUGUCUUUGGUAAACUACCAAGGGAAAUUAGGAUGCAUACGAUACACCAAAGCUAGUGCAGAGAUGUGGAAUAUGGAAGAUCAUAUAGAGAAACAAGAAUGGUCUAAGAUUAUUAUAUUUAAGAGUUUAGAAGAUAGUUAUUUAUUAUAUUCGAGAGGGGAACUAAAACCGUAA